UCAGCUCAGGAGAGACAUAAAAAGCAACAAACUCAUUAUUAUUGCAAAGGCUGCGCAAACACAAUAUAUCUGGGUUCAAGACACGAAUGAAGUUCAUUCAUGAAUGAAUGAAGUUUUUUUUUGUUGCUUUUAGCACAUGAUUUUCUUGACCACAAUUUAACUGUUUGUCACUCAACCAAGAUGAAGCGUUCUACAAGCCAGAUGAUUGCAUUAGUGGGAGUUGUACUUUCCCUUGUGCAGUUUACACUGUCUUAUAGUUACAGAAAUUGCAUUGAGGACCCAAACUCAUCCUAUCAAAACUUCAGUUGCACCCGACGCGGGGCGAGGAACAUCUUUAAGGACAUUGUAGUUGACCUUCCCCCCUCUGCCACCACACUAACAAUCUCCUUCAACAAAUUUAAAGACAUACCUGACAACACCUUUGCUCACCUUCCUGACCUCACAACCCUCAGGAUAAACUUCAACCACCAAUUAAGGACCAUUGGCAAGCAGGCCUUUCAUAACCUGGAUCAUCUUAAAAGCCUUAACCUAUCCUGUAACAAUCUGUCACUGCUCAACAGUUUAGUGUUUAAAAAUCUUUCUAGUCUUACUUUCCUCUCUCUGUCCAAUAACACACUAAAGGGGCUUCAAAAAAACCUAUUCUCUCCAGUGACCAAUUUGGACACACUAAUAUUACGGCAAAACCUCUUGUCUAAUUUCUCAGAAGUGGCUGAAUCUGUGACUCCCCUGCAGAAAUUAAAGAAACUUGACCUGUGCUGUAAUAAACUAACGUCUAUAAGGCAUUCUACAGUCACGAGUUUACCCAAGAGCCUCACAGCCCUAUAUCUCUGUAGAAACCAACUAUACACAUUAUCUUGUGCAAAGACAUUCCUUGGAAACAUCAACCUGUUGGAUCUUUCCUAUAAUGAACAUCUCCCUUCUACGGCUUUCAAAAAUGUCGAUCUGAGGCAUAUUAAUUAUCUGCGUUUACGUUCAACUAAUGUCACAAUUCUUUACCUGUUUAAAGUCAGUAAUGUCAGAGCAACUCAAAUAGACUUUUCUGGUAUGGGAUUGAGCAACAAUUCACAGCUGGAGGAAUUCUGUAAGCUGUUAAGAAGUAAGGUCAAACAUGUCAAAAAGAUGAUGCUUGGAAACAAUGGGAUCAGGACUUUGUGGGAAAACACAUUGUCCAGCUGUCCACCAAUUACCGUUACCUUAGACCUUUCCCGUAACUUCCUAAGGAAUAUAAGCUGUCUUCAAUUUCUUAAAGGACAGGAUCAAAUACAGAGCUUCAGUGUUGAACAUAACCAUCUCACUACCCUAGUGUCGUGCAUACAAAUGCUCCCUUCUUUAAAAAAUAUGACAGAAAUAAGCUAUCGAUACAAUCGCAUACUGAAGGUAGAUGACUUUGCUUUUGACCAAACCCCAAAUAUCAAGACUUUAGAGCUCAACAUAAACACAAUUGCCUAUCUUGGCCGUAAGGCUCUAAAGGGGCUGAAAAACCUUAAAACACUUCGUUUGGACAACAACCUCUUAACAGAUCUGUUUAAUGACACAUUUGAAGAUCUGCUUAGCCUACAAACUCUGAAUCUUCGUAACAACCGCAUAGCUGUUAUUUUUUACAGAACCUUCUUUUCCCUGACAAACCUCACAACCUUAGAUCUUGGGGGGAACAAAAUCAGUCACUUUGAGAAGUCGGCCCUAGAAGGACUCAAAAGUCUCAAAAAACUCUACCUGGAUGGCAAUCAUUUAAAUCAGAUAGACAGCACUCAAUUCAGAGUGUUUCAAGACACACUUCAAGUGCUCGACCUACAAAGGAAUCAGAUUAGAUACCUCUCUGAAUAUGUUCGUUCUCCAUUUGUGAACUUAACCAAGCUCCGGGAUCUGAAACUGGAUAGCCAGAUGCCCUAUGGAAUCAACCUGUUACCUCAUGCUUUCUUUCGUGGCCUGAGCUCCCUGACGUCCCUCUACCUUACUAAUAAUCAUAUCACCAACUUUGCAACAGAUGCUUUCGAUGAUCUGACAGGCUUAAAUUUCCUCACGUUGGACAACUCUUGUGCAGGGGUGGUGCAGCUGCAACCAGGCGUCUUCAAAAACCUGCGAAACUUGCGCAAGCUGAUAGCUGAGAAUAUGGGCAUCCAGAACUUUUCCAAAGAGGUUUUUGGGAAUUUGACAUCUUUGCAGAUCUUGCAGCUCAACCAUAACGUGAUGCAGACCUUAGACGUGGAAGUACUGGAGGCCCUCCCAAAGCUGCGAUACCUGGACAUACGUAACAUCCCUUUCAGCUGUACCUGCCCCAACAAUAACCUGCAGAACUGGACCGUACACAAUAAGCAAGUUCAGCUAGUUUACCUCUACAAUCUGACCUGCCCAGGAGAAACAAAUAUCCACUUUGUCAACUUUGACACCAAGGUUUGCUUCAUUGACCUCGGGCAGUAUCUCUUCAUCAGCACGUACAUUGUGAUUAUUCUAACAAUGCUCAUCCCUGUCCUGUACACCAAGCUGUAUUGGAAAAUGAAGUACAGCUACUAUGUGUUCAGGUCCUGGUUUAGCGAAAGCUGGCGCCGACUAAGGGAGGAAGAGGAAGUGUAUGAAUAUGAUGCAUUUAUCUCUUAUAACUCUGCCGAUGAGUCAUGGGUGCUGGAACAUCUGCUGCCGAAUUUGGAGGGGAACGGGUCCAAUUUUAAACUGUGUCUGCAUCACCGUGACUUUGAGCUGGGUCGUUAUAUCGUCGACAACAUUGUCUCUGCUGUGUACGGCAGUCGCAAGACUAUCUGUGUGGUCAGCAAGGACUUCCUUCGCAGUGAGUGGUGCUCACUAGAGAUCCAGCUGGCUAGCUACAGGCUAUUCCAUGACCUUCGAGAUGUCCUCCUCCUGGUAUUCCUCGAGCCCAUCCCUGAAAGACAGCUGUCUGCCUACCACCGCAUGAGAAAGGUCAUGCUGAAGAAAACCUACCUUCAGUGGCCUGAGCCAGACUGCAGCGACCCGGUGCAGGCCCAGGAGCUGUUCUGGAACCAGCUGAGGAGAGCCCUCAGUACUGGGAGUAGCAGGGUUGAGGAACUGGGGGAGAAGGGGAGAGAGGAUAAGGAUGCCACGAAACACAGUGAGAAUUAUGAAGAAAAUGAAACCAUGGAUGAUAAAAGACAUCACUUGCUGGCUUGAUGGAGCACCUGCUUUCGUUCCUUAAGGACUUGAUCAGCACAGUAACAACCUAAAAUGUGACCCUAAGGCAUUAUAGUCACAAUAUUAACCAUUUACAAAGCUUGUAAUCAAUGUAAUUUACUCCCUUGGCAAUGAUAGAAAAAGAUGAUGUAUUUCACUCGUUUUAUUACAGAUG
This is a messenger RNA of Osmerus eperlanus (European smelt), 3316 nucleotides long. It is a transcript of the gene tlr21, whose product is annotated as toll-like receptor 21. Bases 181 to 3141 code for a protein of 986 amino acids. The record is from RefSeq and is a predicted model, not a curated record. Gene Ontology annotation, molecular function: transmembrane signaling receptor activity; protein binding. Gene Ontology annotation, cellular component: plasma membrane. The transcript has a single exon. NCBI's taxonomy places the organism in Eukaryota, Metazoa, Chordata, Actinopteri, Osmeriformes, Osmeridae. Gene Ontology annotation, biological process: inflammatory response; toll-like receptor signaling pathway; immune response.